AUACUGUCACUGUCAUUCAGUAUAGGUUAUAUGGCCCACGACUUUGUAAACUAAAAACAGCCCGCCUUCUUAUUUUUUUCUCUGCGGAAAUGUUAUAUUGGUGUUAUAAAUUAUCCUUUUAUACGAUUGUAGCAUCGCCAAGAUGUUCUUGUGAUUUUUAGCAAACUACUGUGCGAUAUACACAUGUAGGUUUGUUGAGGUUGAGGUUAUGUGAUAGAACAAAGUUUUCAUUUUCUAUUUUCCACUAUGGUAGAAAAUAAAGACGUUUCUGGUACUGAAGAGGUACAUAAGGUAUCCGAGGAAGAUGAAAAGAAUGUUCAUCAAAUUUCUCUCUUCGAUAUUUCCAUUGAUCCUGGCCUAAAAGAUGAUGAAGGCAAUGAACUUCCAAGGCCCUACAGUAAGAGUCAGAUGCGAAAAUGGUUGAAAAAAGUUAAAUGGGAAAAUAGAAAGUCUGAAAAACGAGCUAAAGAAAAAGCCCGUGCUAAAGAAAGAAGGGCACAAGCACGGAUUUCUAAUAUUGACUUAGGUCCAAGCAGAAAAUGCCUAAAGAAAAUGAAAAUGGAAAAAGUAAAAAAAAAUAUUGGACUAAUAAUAGACUUAAGUUUUGACCAUUUGAUGAUAGAAAAAAAUAGAUUUAAAGUAAUUAAACAAAUACUUAGAUGUUAUUCUAUUAAUAGAAGAUCAGAAACACCUCUUCAAAUGUAUGUAACUAGUUUUGGGGAGAGAACCAAAAUGGAAAUAGCAAGGCAUAAUGGUUAUGAACACUGGGAUAUGGUGUUUUAUGAAAAACCAUAUUUAGAUAUAUUUCCCAAGGAAAAAUUAUGUUAUUUAACAAGUGAAUCAGAAAAUGUUAUUGAAAGCUUUGAUGAUGAUACAAUUUACAUCAUAGGAGGCCUGGUGGAUCACAAUGAACACAAGGGUCUCUGUUACAAAAUUGCACAGGAGCAAGGUAUCCAACAUGGUCAGUUGCCAUUGGAUAAGUAUGUCAACAUGAAGACACGGAAAGUGCUCACUAUAGAUCAUGUGUUUGAAAUAGUUCUGAAGAUUUCAGAAGGUAUGUCCUGGCAAGAUACAUUGCUGAAGGUGUUGCCAGAAAGGAAAGGGGCUCUUGUUUGUGACACGCCAGUGGACAGUACAUGUACUACAAACCUAACUUUAAGCAAUGAUAGUGAUUAUAAGACAAGUGAGGUACAAAAUUUGGAUUAAA
Plutella xylostella (diamondback moth) is the source of this 1207-nucleotide messenger RNA. Its product is annotated as tRNA methyltransferase 10 homolog A. Gene Ontology annotation, molecular function: tRNA binding. The record is from RefSeq and is a predicted model, not a curated record. NCBI's taxonomy places the organism in Eukaryota, Metazoa, Arthropoda, Insecta, Lepidoptera, Plutellidae. Gene Ontology annotation, biological process: tRNA N1-guanine methylation. Gene Ontology annotation, cellular component: nucleus; nucleoplasm.